Microtus ochrogaster (prairie vole) is the source of this 1549-nucleotide messenger RNA. RefSeq names its product phosphoglycerate kinase 2 (gene Pgk2). Gene Ontology annotation, molecular function: phosphoglycerate kinase activity; ATP binding; ADP binding. The record is from RefSeq and is a predicted model, not a curated record. Gene Ontology annotation, cellular component: cytosol; extracellular exosome; sperm fibrous sheath. Lineage: Eukaryota; Metazoa; Chordata; Mammalia; Rodentia; Cricetidae. Gene Ontology annotation, biological process: gluconeogenesis; glycolytic process.
GCAGUAAAGAGGUUGUUUCAAAAGACCAUUAAGAUGGCUCUUUCUAGUAAGUUGACUUUGGACAAACUGGAUGUGAAGGGGAAACGAGUCAUUAUGAGGGUAGACUUCAACGUUCCCAUGAAGAACAACCAAAUCACUAACAACCAGAGAAUCAAGGCUGCCAUCCCAAGCAUCAAGCAUUGUCUGGAUGAAGGAGCCAAGUCUGUAGUUCUCAUGAGCCACCUCGGCCGACCUGACGGUGUCCCAAUGCCAGAUAAGUAUUCCUUAGAACCUGUUGCUGCUGAGCUCAAAUCGCUGCUGGGCAAAGAUGUUUUGUUCCUGAAGGACUGUGUGGGUUCUGAAGUAGAGAAAGCCUGUGAAAACCCAAAUAACGGAUCUGUCAUCCUACUGGAGAACCUGCGCUUCCACGUGGAGGAAGAAGGCAAGGGUCAGGAUUCUUCUGGAAACAAGAUUACUGCUAACCCAGCAAAAGUAGAAGCCUUCCGAACAUCACUGUCCAAACUCGGCGAUGUCUAUGUCAAUGACGCUUUCGGCACCGCACACCGGGCUCACAGCUCCAUGGUGGGUGUCAAUUUGCCCCAGAAGGCAUCUGGGUUCCUCAUGAAGAAAGAACUAGAUUACUUUGCCAAGGUAUUAGAACACCCAGAGAGACCCUUUCUGGCUAUCCUUGGUGGAGCCAAAGUGACAGACAAGAUCCAACUCAUCAAAAACAUGUUAGACAAAGUCAAUUUCAUGAUUAUUGGAGGGGGGAUGGCUUACACCUUCCUGAAGGAACUCAAGAACAUGCAAAUUGGUGCUUCCUUGUUUGAUGAAGAGGGAGCCAAGAUUGUCAAAGAGAUCAUGGCCAAAGCAGAAAAGAACGGUGUAAAGAUAAUCUUCCCUGUUGACUUUGUAACUGCGGACAAGUUUGACGAGCAUGCAAAAGUUGGACAAGCCACUCUAGAAUCCGGCAUCCCAUCUGGCUGGAUGGGUUUGGACUGUGGUCCUGAGAGCAUUAAAAACAACGCUCAGAUUGUGGCCCAGGCAAAGCUUAUCGUUUGGAAUGGACCCAUGGGGGUGUUUGAAUGGGAUGCCUUUGCUAAGGGAACCAAAGCCCUCAUGGAUGACGUCGUACAGGCCACCUCCAAGGGCUGUGUCACCAUUAUAGGGGGUGGAGAUACUGCUACUUGCUGUGCCAAAUGGGACACUGAAAACAAGGUCAGCCAUGUGAGCACCGGAGGUGGGGCAAGUCUCGAGCUUCUGGAAGGUAAAGUCCUUCCUGGGGUCGAGGCCCUCAGCAACAUGUAAUGGUCAAAAUAGUCUUGCUUCCUGUUUCCAGUAUGGAGCGCUGAAUUCAACUUAGUGCUUUCACAUCUGAACUUAAAUUCACGUCUACUCUGUAUCAAGCCCCAGGUAAUGAGCAAACAGUGAGCCAUCAGAACAACCAGAACACAUCUUGGUAACUCUGUCAUGCCUUUGUUACACUCUUAAACAUCUCAUCAGGAUUUCUGCUGUGCUUAAAAGGGAGGAAACUGUCUUAUGUCACCUAUUAAAGAAAUGAGGUGAAUAA